This is a messenger RNA of Gymnodraco acuticeps, 1005 nucleotides long. RefSeq names its product tetraspanin-14-like. The record is from RefSeq and is a predicted model, not a curated record. The transcript is spliced from 9 exons. Gene Ontology annotation, cellular component: membrane. The coding region runs from base 53 to 784 and encodes 243 amino acids. NCBI's taxonomy places the organism in Eukaryota, Metazoa, Chordata, Actinopteri, Perciformes, Bathydraconidae.
UCGCUACAGGAGUUACUUACGAGGUCUCUCCAUCUGUGUCACUGUGCUGCUGAUGGCGUCCGGCCUGGUGAUGAUCGGCGUCGGCUUUUCCUCCAUCGACGGAAACAUACCGGUCGCCAAGCUGUUCGAGCAGCUCUCCAGCAGCGAUGGUCUGAAGCUGCUUCAGGGAUUUGGACCAAUCACAGUCAUCCUGUCUGUGUUAGGAGUGUGUGCUGCUGCUCUGGACCUGAAGACACUGCUGCUGGUGUUCUCCGCUCUGAUCUUCGUGGAGUUUGUGGCUCUGAUGGUCGUCGCCUCUCCGCUGGUCCAGGUUCAGGCUCAGAUGGACGGCGCUGUUGACGAGGUGUUCCUGAACGUCACGCCGCUGUACAGAACAGAGAGUUACAUUCAGGGGGAACUGAGCAAACUGCAGUUCUCUGACUCUUGUUGUGGUUUGAGGAGUUUUGAGGACUGGGACAAUCAACUUCCUGUUUCCUGCUUCUGCACACCGCCCGCCGCCGACCAGCUGCUAGACAACUCCUGUGUGAUGGUGGAGAGCGACCUCCGAACUCCACCUCCACUCUGGGUUCACUCCGAGCCCUGCGGUCCGAUCCUGAAGAGUUACCUGAGCUUUCCCAUCAAACUGAGGAUAGGAAUCAUUUCAGCCGUCGCCACCCUCACGAUGGCGGCCAUUGCUCUGUGUCUGACGUUGGGUCUGGAGCAAUAUUGGAAGAAGCCUCCGGUGGAAACUACAGUCGACGACUUCAACCGAGUGAAAUACCAACCAAAACCCUCCCUGACCUGACCUUUAACCCCUCCGUAAAUCUACACCAGGCACUCUUUCUAGAUCAGAAUUUCUUUUAAAACCCACCAUAUUUAUAUUUGACAUGAUGCACAUUUUAAGUAGAGAAUAUUCAGAUUUUUGUGUGACUAUUUGUGAGAAAUGAUCCCAGAUGAUAGGGCUGCUGUGAGACUUUAAAUAAAGAAGGAGCGGCAGCGUGUUAUAAAUAAAGUUUAUUUUAUAAA